Molecule: messenger RNA, 766 nt
Organism: Sesamum indicum (sesame)
Lineage: Eukaryota; Viridiplantae; Streptophyta; Magnoliopsida; Lamiales; Pedaliaceae
Source: RefSeq, a predicted model, not a curated record
CUCCAUCCACUCUUCCCCACAUCUCUCCAACUGCAAUACGCAUCAUUUCAAACCAAAAAUCAAGUGAGAAGAAGUGCCCAACCCCCCUUCCCACCUCACAAUCAUCAACAUGUCUCUGAUUACAGAUGAAAUCCGAAGCAGUGCCUCAGAAAUGUAUCGCGGAGAUGCAAUCUGCCAGGAAAAAUCCAGGUUCUUGCUGACAGAAAUGGGGUUACCGAACGGGCUGCUGCCAUUGAAGGACAUGGAGGAAUGCGGGUACGUGAAGGAGACAGGAUUUGUAUGGCUGAUACAGAAGAAGAAGUCGGAACACAAGUUCGAGAAGAUCGGUCGGCCUGUGCAGUACGCAAGAGAGGUGACAGCGUAUGUGGAGCCGAAGAGGAUCAAGAAACUGACGGGCGUGAAGACCAAGGAGCUCCUCAUGUGGGUUUCUCUUAGUGACAUUUAUCUUGAUGACCCGCCCACCGGCAAGAUCACGUUCAAGACCCCGACGGGCCUGUCCCGCUCCUUCCCGGUGGAGGCCUUCCAGCUCGAGGAGGAGCCGCCGGCCGUGAAGGAGGAGGUGAAGGUGAAUGCGGCGGCUGUGGAAGUGAAGGAGGUGUAAUAGUGUGAAAGUUAGAGCAUAAUUAGUGUUGGGAAGAAAAUAAUCACAUCUGAUUAGCUACCAUGUUGUCUUUUUUAUGUUAACUUGUUGUCUCUGCUUCUAAUUACAAUUUCUGUUAUUAAUAAGUUUUAUUUCAAAGUGUUUCUUAAACCCUAGUUUUAUAUA